AGCGCCGAUAACAAAACCCUUAAAAUGCUGACUGCUUGACCCAAGUGCCCGUAUUAUUGUGUCAAAAAUGUCUUUGUUUCUUUUUUUUAACAGUUUUGCGCUGAAUGAACCACGCUGUUUCUGAGGUUGCUUUUCUUUUUCUAAUCGAUUUAUUUCGAAGAAGCCGCGCGUAUACACCGAUGUUCUUUUCCCACCCUUGUCCUACUUUUCUACAGAAAAUCCCUAACGACACCGCAAACACCUCGCAGGGCAGACUCCCGAUGGAGCUGCAGCUUCCUACAGUUCUCGGUAGUAUAGUGGUUAGUAUACCCGCCUGUCACGCGGGUGACCCGGGUUCAAUUCCCGGCCGGGAAGCUUUUUUGCCCCACCACGCCGCCGCCACCGCAACCAACCCCACGCCGCAAGAACACAGCGCAAAAGACGCACCACGAGCAACGCAACAGCCCCUCGCUCCUCAUGUGCUUCCAGGUCGAUAAGAAAGGAACUAAACUUUUAGCCACCUCCUGCACAGAAACAAUCCAGCCAACAUCAUUUCUCCGCCAGCUCUACCAAGUCCGUUCUGCAUUCACCUUCGACAUGCCCUCAACAGCCGGAAAUCGUUACAGAGAGAGCCAGCACCACAUCUCUCCGCAUCCAAUGCAUCUACCACGUUUCCAGAGCCUCCUUCUCUCCGCAUGGCCGCCGGAGGGCCUGCGAGCCCCAUGCUCUUCUGUUUGUGGCGGAACUGCAGUGCAGGAGCGCGAGCGAUGGGAAGAGUUGAACCUUCGUCUGUGAGUUCUCGCUUUGCGUUGUUUCAUGGUUCUUUGUUUUGCAUGUGACGCUGUGUGCUGCCAGACGAUGGAAAAGAGUUCGGUUGUCCACAUGUUUGAGCGGCGGUGGUGCAACGGAACGCUGCCAUGUCACACCCGUAAGGCGUUGUUGCAGUGUUGAAGGUACACAGCUUUGCUCAUCGUCAUCUGAUCUCUUCUCUUCGCGUUGAUUAGCAGUAAAUGCGGAUCAGCUGCGUCGUAGUCGCUGCGACGGUGACUGUGUUGCUGGGUAACCGACAGUGCUGUUGUAUUUCGCCUCCUAGCGGGUUCGUCUCCCUCCUUUCUCCAUCGUCCUCCUAUACUUGUCUGAUCGGUGUCAACUACGUGCUUUCUCUUCAUCGAACAUGCAAUAACGAUAUUUCAUCCCUAUUUUCCUCAUGCCUUGUGAACUUACACUUCUUCUCUGGUUUUCAUGCGACUCACAAACCUCUUGCGGUUCGCUGACUAGUCCACAAUUAAAAAACUUCUUCUUUCCGCUUACCCUUUCUCCGCAAUCAAAAAACCUUCUUCUGCAGAUGACCGCCGCUGCGAACUACCCGAGUGACUACAGGCAGUGGCUCGCCAAGCUCAUCAGCUUCGACACCGUCAGCCGCAACUCCAACCUCCCCCUCGUCGACUACGUCAAGGCGUACCUCAAGACCGUCGGCGUGGAGUCCACGCUGGUGUACAACCCGGCGAGGACGCACGCGAACCUGUGGGCGACGCUGCCCGGCGAGGGCGGGGUCACGCAGGGCGGCAUCGUGCUGUCGGGCCACACGGACGUGGUGCCGGUGGACGGCCAGAAGUGGGACACCGACCCCUUCACGAUGGUGGAGAAGGAUGGCAAGCUGUUUGGCCGCGGUGCGUGCGACAUGAAAGGCUUUCUGGCGGUGGUGCUGGCGCUGGUGCCGCAGCUCCUGUCAAUGAAGCGCGCGAAGCCGGUUCACAUUGCCUUCUCGUUUGACGAAGAAGUUGGCUGCCGCGGUGUUCCCUACCUGAUCGACUAUCUGAAGGCGAAGGGCUUCAAGGCGGAUGGUUGCCUCAUUGGUGAGCCCACAGGAAUGAAAGUGGAGACAGGUAACAAGGGUCGCACCGCGUGGGAGGUGAAGGUGCACGGCAAGGCGAUCCACUCCUCCAUGGCACUGAUGAACACGAGCUGCAACGCCAUCGAGUACGCCGCGCAGAUCAUCACGAAGAUCCGCGAGAUCGCACUCGAUAUCAGGAAGAACGGGAGGCACGAUCCGCUUUACACUUGCCCCUUUGCCUCUAUCUCGACUGGUAUCAUCAAGGGUGGCAACGCGGUGAAUACGGUGCCGGCCGAGUGCGAAUUCACCUUCAGCAUGCGCGUUACUGAAAUCGCCGAAAAGGAGAGGGUGGAGUCAGAACUGAAGCAGUACAUCUCGUCGGUGGUUCUCCCUGCUAUGCGAAAAGAAUUUGCAGAGGCGCAAAUUGAGAUGGUGCGGACGGCGGACUACCCGUCGUUCACGGGGAGUGACGAUAAUGCGCUGACGCAGGAAGCGCGGCGCCUGCGUGCGGACCCGCAUCAGCACCGCUCUGGUGGUGGGACAGAAGCCGGUUACUUUCACGGUGUGCUUAACAUUCCUUCGGUAAUUGUGGGCCCCGGCGGCGUCGACGAGGCGCAUCAGCCGAACGAGUUUGUGAGCGUGCAACAGAUGGAUUGCUGUGUGGCCACCGUUACUGGGAUGGUCUCCGCGUUGUGUGGGGUGAGCAAGAGCAGCCACGUGUAA
Molecule: messenger RNA, 2536 nt
Organism: Leptomonas pyrrhocoris
Lineage: Eukaryota; Euglenozoa; Kinetoplastea; Trypanosomatida; Trypanosomatidae
Product: glutamamyl carboxypeptidase putativemetallo-peptidase Clan MH Family M18
Exons: 1
Coding region: 1325-2536 (403 amino acids)
Biological process (GO): L-arginine biosynthetic process
Molecular function (GO): acetylornithine deacetylase activity
Source: RefSeq, a predicted model, not a curated record